CUUCUCUAAUUUCACGAUCGCGUUGAAGUAGUUGAACUCGCCUCAUGAUCAAAAAAAAAAAAAAAAACAGAAGUUGAACACGCCUCCCCCCUUGGCUCGUCGCCGACGCCUCCACCACCCUCGCGUUUCCCACCCGAUUCCACCCCGAAACCCCUCAAAUCGAGCGCGAAUUCCUCUCCAAUAGCUGCGGCUCCAGCCUCCGGUGGAUUCUGGUCUCGCCGGAUUCGAGCUCUGGUCGGCGGAGAGCACCGGAUCCGGAGGUCACGCGGGCAAUUGGUGUGCCCCGGAAGAACAAGAACCGGGAGACCAUGCAGUACCAACCCCUCGACAGCAGCGGCACUGAUGACGACCUUCCUCCGACAUACCAACCUAGAGGACCAAGAGUGAUUUUCAAUGGAAAUGGAUCACUUCCUCAACCAAACCUACACAGCAACGUGGACAGAGAAAUACGUCAGAUCGAGCAACAAGCGUACACUGGUGUUCUCAGAGCAUUUAAAGUGCAGUCUGAUGCUAUAACUUGGGAGAAAGAAAGUCUAAUAACUGAACUGAGGAAAGAAUUGCAAAUUUCUGAUAAGGAACACCGAGUGCUCUUAAAAGGGGUUACUGAAGAGGAGGCUGUCUGUAGAAUAAGGCAAUCAAGACAGACAGGUGGAACACAGUCCAGCUCUCACCAUAGCAGUGUAGUUCAUACUCCGGUACCUGCAAAGAGGCAGAAGAAAUCCCAUUCAGUCCCUGUGACCCCCCAGGCCCCUGUCAUUACUAUGCAUGCAGUGGUGGGCAAGAAGGGUGGUCGGCAGGCAUCUGAUCGUGUAUUGAAGCGGCUUCCUAGCAAUAAUAGUCCUAUGUUGGGUUCAAGCAGGAGAAGAGGAAGGCUACACCCAAAUGAACUGAUAAAGGGAUAUUCUCCAUUAGAUGGGUUUGGCAUACCUAAUACCGGCAAUGUUGUAAUGGAGGUUGAGAAGGUAUUAUCCAAUCCAAAUAUGCUUGAAAUUGAGAAGGCAAUGAAACUUCUUAGAGAUCAGGAGCAAUCAUUGCUUGAUGCAAUUGCAAGACUUGACGAAGCAUCUGAUGGUGAAAAUGAAGAUAUUGUGCUCGUUGCAAGCCAACUAGGUACUACCGUUGCAUGACAUCGGUGGUCAUGGCAUCACUUGCUGGUGACGUCUUGAGCUUUAGAACUGCAGGCACUAACUGGAUACCCACUUCAGACGGUGGGUGAAGAUGGAAACUCAUGUGAAGAAUGCAAGGUCGGCCAGAUAUAUUGGUCGACAUGAAUUGUGAAUUUGUGGUUGGAAUAUAUAUUGUUAGAGAUCUCCAUAUCUUGUAUUGUUGCAAUGGUAUUUUCUUUGCAAAUGUAGAGAUAACUGCCCUAAAAAUAGAGCGUAGAUGAAACCCCCUUUCUCCUUCAGAAAUGGGGACAUAAAUUAGUAGGUUGUAAAUUAUUUGCUUCUGUGCCAUCCGUGCCUGCAAAGAAAUUGCGGCACUGUACAGUAUGCAGCGCGCUAUCCUGUAUCAAGAAAAUUAUUUUAUGAAUCCUGUGACUAAUAUGAAUCUGUGUAAAAAGGUUUGGAGAAACUCAUUUGCAA
Messenger RNA from Oryza sativa Japonica Group (Japanese rice), 1583 nucleotides. Its product is annotated as protein EMSY-LIKE 3. Gene Ontology annotation, cellular component: nucleus. The record is from RefSeq and is a predicted model, not a curated record. NCBI's taxonomy places the organism in Eukaryota, Viridiplantae, Streptophyta, Magnoliopsida, Poales, Poaceae. Gene Ontology annotation, biological process: defense response to fungus.